This is a messenger RNA of Saccostrea cuccullata (small rock oyster), 4091 nucleotides long. RefSeq names its product outer dense fiber protein 2-like. The transcript is spliced from 23 exons. Gene Ontology annotation, cellular component: centrosome. NCBI's taxonomy places the organism in Eukaryota, Metazoa, Mollusca, Bivalvia, Ostreida, Ostreidae. The coding region runs from base 145 to 2790 and encodes 881 amino acids. Gene Ontology annotation, biological process: regulation of cilium assembly. The record is from RefSeq and is a predicted model, not a curated record.
UACGUCAAAUUUUUCGACCAAUGAAAUUGGAGAGGAGAAUCCCGCAGAAUAACAACAAACGUCUAGAAGACAUACCUGACGAAAACAAUGAAUGUUCGGUUUCUCUUUGUUAAAUAAGGAAAGGGUGUCGUGCAAAGCAAAAAAAUGCCAGUUGAAAAAGGACUGAGAGCAACAUCGCCUGUUCACGUUCAUGUUGAAGAUGAUAUACCAGUUCAUGUUCAUGUAAAGCAAAAGGGGAAAAAAGGAACAAAAAAGAUUGGUUCUGGGGUAACAAGUGUAAAAGGAGGUAAAUCUGUGAGAAGUAAAUCAGCAUCUUCCAGAGUAAAGGCCCCAGUCACGGGCCCAUGGGUGCCAGCCCCGGGGCGGGCCACUAAAGGGCAGAAAGUCUCAUGGCAGUGGCAUCCAUGUCAUUGUUCCUGCCUUGGUUGUGGAGAAAAGAUCAGGAGACCUCAGUCAAGAUCAAGACCAACUCGGUUUUGUUGGAAGGGCCCAACACACAGAUUAGAAAUCAACACUCCAAAGGAUGCCUUACGAAUGGAUGACCUGUCCACUGAUGAAGAAGAACACAUCCACGGACAAAUGAAAAACUAUGAAAAGAAAAUUGAAAAUCUCAUGUCAGAGAUGGGCUCCUUAAAAACAGAGGUUGAGAUACAGAACAGUCACAGAGAAUUGGAAAGGAAAGAAGAACUGUUAGAAACAAGUCGUCAUGUAAUGGAUGCUCAGGAACGAGAAUUAGAAGAUACAAAAGACGAGCUAUCAAUGGCAGAGCAUGAGAAUAAACUCCUCAGGAAAAGCAUGGAAAUGCUCAGUGAAGAAGCAAACCUUAAUAGAUGUGAUGUGCAGGCACUCUCUAAUGAGCGAGAGAAAUUAAUGAAGAAGUUGAUUGAAGUGGAAAUGGAUGGACAGGCAGCAGUUAAACAAGUGAACGAGAUGAGGGAGGCCUUCAGGAGACUGAGAGAGGAGAACAGAAUCACAUCAACUGACUACAACAGAAUGGUCAAACAAAAGGACAGUCUUCUAGAGAAACUGACAGACUUUGAGGCCACAAACCGAGCUCUGAGACGCUUGUUACGAGAGCAACAUCAAGCUGAGACGGCAGCUGUUAGACUCGGUGAACAGAGAGACUUACUGAUGAAACGGCUUAGCGAGGCAGACAGAUUUAAUGAGCGAAUGUGCUUUUGCCAGAGGCGAUUGAAGAUCGAACUGCGAGAUAGAGAUCUGUUAAUAGCAGAAAUGAGGUCACAGAUGGCAGCACAGAGAAAAGCUUCAUUUAAGAAAGAGACAAAAUUAAAAGAUGAAAAUUUAGCUCUCUCUGGUCUCCAAUCUUCCAUUGAAAACACUAGAGCACAUUUGCAAAAACAGUUACGCACCAAAGAAGCUGAUUUAAAUCGUAUGGCGGUGCAAAUUAGGACAAUAGAAAGCACAAGAGCUCAGGACAAGAUUGAAAUAGAACAUCUCCAGGAACUUGUAACACGUGCCAAGGAGAAGGCCGACAGGGACAAGGAGGCCCUGAAAAAAGCCACUAGAGUACAAAAGCAGCGAGCGGAAAGAAGCCAAGAUGCUUUGGAGAAGAUGAAUGUACAGCUAAUGGAGCGAGAGGCACAACUGGAGGAUUUACGAUCCCAACUAGAGCUGAUGGGGCCUCGGUAUGAUAAAAUGGCAAAGGAGAAAUCCCAGCUUCAGGCUGAGAACUCGGCACUCAAGACGAGGAUGGGUGAGCUGGAAUCUCUAAUGGACCAAGUAGAAAACAGCUCCAAGUCACAGCAGGAAUCAGUCAGUGUACAACUCCAUGAAAUGCAGGCAGAAAACUCGGCUCUCAAAGUAGAGAAUGAAAGGCUCAAGACUUCAAUACAGGCUAUUGAAAGAAAGUUCCAGCAGGCAGAUGAAGAAUUGGUUCAACUUCGUGGAAAUCUCAAGCAGUACGAGAAUUUGGUGGAGGAAUACAAAGCUCAGAUGAACAAAUCUCGCCAGGAAGCUGAUGAUACCCUGGUACAGCUGGCCGAGGAGAAAAAGAACACAGAUUAUAUAGCCAGGGAAAGCGAAAUAGAGUUAGAAAAGGUCAAAGUUCGUCUCCAUCAGCGUCUCCAAGAACUUGAACCACUUCCUGAUAUGCUCAAGUCAACAGAACUCAAAUUAUUUGAGUCUCAAGAAAGAAUGCUGCUGUAUGAGAAAAAGAAUACAGAAAACACAAAGCUGAUUGCAGAACUUACAGCCAAGGUAGAACAUGUGACAGACCAGCUUGAACAGAACAGGAAUAGGUACCACGAGGCACAGGAUGAAAACCGCUUGAUGCAGAGCAAGCUGGAAUCACUAGAAAGGAAAUUGCGGGACUCAGAAGAAGCUAACAGAGAAUUGAUGGCCAGUGUGGCGAAGAGAGAGGAGGGAUUACAUCAAAACAAUCUUCGCUUGGAAGAAAAGUCAAGAGAAAAUGCUAGUCUUACUCGCCAAUUAGAGAAUGCUUUGUCCGAUAUACGACGCCAGACAGAACAGACCAGAGAUAAAGCACUCCAAAAGGAGAGAACCUAUCAGACGCGCAUUACAGACCUGGAGUCUCAGAUGAGUCAGUGUCGAGCAGAAAUAGCUCGCCUCAAACGGGAAAAAGAGGAGAAUGAGAGAAAGUUUAAUUCACGCUUAUAUGACCUGAAGGACCGUCUAGAACAAUCCCACAGUACUAACCGCAGCAUGCAGAACUAUGUCCAGUUUCUGAAGAAUUCCUAUGCCAAUGUAUUUGGGGACAGCACGGUCUCUUACCCCUCCACCCCUCUCAACUCAGGACACCCCCAGAUCUAGAACUCCCCCCCCCUUAUAUUCUUUUUUUCUUUUCUAGGAAUAAAAGCAACUCAUCUUUUAUUUAUUCUUUAAAUCUAAUUCUUGUGUACUUUUUAUGAGAAUUUUUAAGAUAUUAAAAGUAUUUUUAGAAGAGGUAAAAAAUAAUCAUGUAUAAAUUUUCUUACUUUUAUAUAUACAUGUAUUGCUCUAGCAUUCUGUUUAUUUUGUAAAAGCAGUUACUUGCCUAAAGAUAAUGUAAAGAGGCACAUGUAAUGUGUUUAUUUUACUUGAUUAUCACACACCCUUCCCAAACAAGCUUUAGGGUAGAUAGGAAUCACCAUGUCUGUGUGUCUGCUGGUAUUCCCAUCCCUUUUCCUACUCAGCCAACUUUUUUAAUGGAAUGAUAUAUGAAAUUUGUCACAAAAGCUGCUUAUGAUUGAGAGUGAAUUUCGACUGUAAUCGAGGAUCAUUACUAAAAAUAUCAAAGUAUAUUUUAUUCUGGCUGUAACUUUGAAAUGCAGAGAUUUUAGAAAAAAAAGCCACAUAACCUUAAAAUUUUGAUCUGAUAUACAGUACAAGACAAAAUUUUACUUGGAUUGUACAGAAUCUCACACUUGUCAUAUGUAUUGCUUAAAAUCAUUGAAUAUACAUGUAACUUUAAUCUGUGCAUAUGAUCAAGAGCACUUAAGUAAAAAAAAAAUUCUAUAUUUAUUGCCCCCCUAAAUUAAAUGUUGUGAAUGUGCCCAGUAUGCGGUAUUGGUUCUGCUAGGGCAGCUCUAGUGAAGAACUAAGUUAUUUUUAGUUACUUUUAUAAAGUGUCUGUGAUAUUUUAUUUUUGACUGUUUAUUUAAUUUUGCCGUCCAUUUUAAAUUAGAGAAGGGUGCUUUUGAGGCAUUUUAUAAGUAUUUCAAUUAUACUACAAGGUAGUCAUUUUAGACUUCAUAAAUUAGAUCAUAGCUCAUUCUCAUUACAUAAAGAUACCGAAAGACUUGCAAUCAAAUUUCUUUUUGCAUGAAAAUUUGAGCACUGUUUAAGGCACAACCUUGUUCAAUAAUUUGAUAAUUCUUCAAUAUCUUUUAAAUGCUGUAAAAUUAAAACAAAGCAGGUAGUUUUUGUAAUCUCGCAUAAAUUGACUUGCUGACUAUUACUCAAAGGAGAAGUUAAGAAAUGAGACAGCAUUUUAUUAAAGUGCGUGACAAACUGCCACACCCUUAACUCAUUCCAUAUUCACUGUCGGGAUUAAUAUUUAUAAUGAUUGUAAUAUACAAUGUGUACAACUUUUUAUUGUAACAAAGAAAACAGCAAUAAAGUGAUUCAAUUCA